This is a messenger RNA of Coregonus clupeaformis (lake whitefish), 966 nucleotides long. RefSeq lists its product as uncharacterized. The coding region runs from base 24 to 677 and encodes 217 amino acids. The transcript has 2 exons. Lineage: Eukaryota; Metazoa; Chordata; Actinopteri; Salmoniformes; Salmonidae. The record is from RefSeq and is a predicted model, not a curated record.
UUGAUCUGCUGAGUGGACUAAAGAUGGGGGAGCAAGGUGGUUGGCUGGAGGAUGACAGAGGAGACUGGGCGGCCAGCUUGGAUUCCCAGACCCAGACCAGUGCAGCCAAGGGUCCAGGGGACAACAUCACUGAUCAGGCCAGGACCAGAGGCGACAUAGUGGAGGUCAGUGGAUGGGACAGCGUCCUCAACUCUGGGCUGGGGAACAACACUGUUAACCACUACCAGAAACAGACAGUCGAACACAAAACAACAACCAAACUUAGUCUCCAUGACAACAGACUGGCUAAGACCAGGGCAAGGCGUAGAUUUGGUCUGCGGGGACGGGGACGUGUCCGUAUGCGGCGGGAGAGAACAGACACAGACUCGGCUAGCGAUGCUCCGUCCUGCUCCUGUAGUUGUGAUUCAGAGAGACUGAUGGCGCCUCAGGUUAACCCCCUAACAGAUGCUGCGUUCAGCCUGCCUUCUAUAGGAUCUAUCAACUGGAACAUGGACCCUGCGACAACACAGACACUCGCUGGCCUUCAUCCUCCUCACACUCUCCUAAUGUUAAACCAGACCUCAGACAAUGCUAGUGCCUCAACACUAAAUGGCUACACAAACCCAUUAACAAAUGACAGUAGUAGAGACGAAAUCUGUAAAGAUGGCAGCGCCAAAGAUAAGCACUUCCCAUGUUAGUUCUGUGGGAAAGCUUUCAGUUUUCCAAAACAGGUGGAGAGCCACCAGAGGAUGCACAGGGGGAAGAAGCUGUUCAGCUGCCACCUAUGCCGGGGCAGUUUCUCCCACUCAUCCAUUCUGAAGAGGCAUCAGAGGGUCCACACGGGAGAAACCCUACAGCUGCCCCGGUUCUCCUGCCAGCACGAGCUGAAGAUGCACCUGAAGGUCCCCACGGGAGACAGGCCGUUCCUGUACGCACUGCGGGAAGAGGUUCUCAGAGAGGAGCUACCUCAGGAUACACCAGCAGAAA